Messenger RNA from Aspergillus puulaauensis, 1053 nucleotides. Its product is annotated as NAD(P)H-dependent flavin oxidoreductase. Bases 1 to 1053 code for a protein of 350 amino acids. NCBI's taxonomy places the organism in Eukaryota, Fungi, Ascomycota, Eurotiomycetes, Eurotiales, Aspergillaceae. The record is from RefSeq and is a predicted model, not a curated record. The transcript has a single exon. Gene Ontology annotation, molecular function: nitronate monooxygenase activity.
AUGUCCACACCAACUCUCAAAGACUACCCCUGGGCCCAAGCCCCAAUCAUAGUAAACGCCCCCAUGAGCGGCUUCGCAACCAGCGCCCUCGCAGCCGCCGUAACACGCGCCGGUGGGCUAGGGCUAAUCGGCUUCCUCGACAAGCCCCACAUGCUGGACAUUCAGCUCCAGCAGGCAAGUCUCCUACUGAGAGACAAUACCCAGAAAGGCGAAACGGAUAGCCUACCCAUUGGAGUUGGAGUCAUUGUCUUCGGGAUGUCCGUCUCAUCAUUCCUGCCUCUAGUGGCGAAACAUAGACCCGCCAUCGUCUGGCUUUCCUUCGGGGAGGCUGCGCACUUCAAGUCCUGGACAGAGGGGAUCCGGGCUACGAGUCCGCGCACGAAGAUCUGGGUCCAAGUUGGCACCGUGUCUGCUGCACUGGAGACAGCACGGGCUUGUCAUCCUGAUGUGCUUGUUCUGCAGGGCAGUGACGCAGGCGGGCAUGGACAUGCACACUCAUCAAGCAUUAUCACGCUCAUACCGGAAGUUGCAGACGCACUGAUUGGAGACGGGUUCGAGGGGGAUGGACGGAUUCCCCUCGUUGCUGCUGGGGGGAUUACGGAUGGGCGGGGUGUAGCGGCGGCGAUGGCAUUGGGUGCGUCCGGGGUUGUUAUGGGGACGAGGUUUCUGGCUGCGCAUGAGACUGAUAUUCCCGGGGGGUAUCGGCGAGAGAUCCUGUCGGCGUCUGAUGGGGGCCAGUCGACGGUGAGAUCGCGCGUGUUUGAUGAGAUGCGGUCCCCUAGUGUGUGGCCGGGGAUGUAUGAUGGGCGGUGUUUGAGAAAUAAGUGUUAUGAUGAGUGGGAAAAGGGUGUUUCUAUUGAGGAGAUUCGGGCGAGGGUGUCCGUUACGGCUUCUAGGGCUCAAUCGGAGGGUGAGGAUUUUCGGGAUGCGAGCAGUUUGUGGGCUGGAGCGGGUGUUGGGUUGGUGAGGAGGGUUGAGAAGGCUGGGGAUAUUGUUGAGACGGUGCGAGAGGAUGCAAGACGGCGGUUGUUGGAUACUCAUCUGGCAUUGUAG